Messenger RNA from Oryzias melastigma (Indian medaka), 3038 nucleotides. Its product is annotated as sodium bicarbonate transporter-like protein 11. The coding region runs from base 154 to 2694 and encodes 846 amino acids. Gene Ontology annotation, cellular component: plasma membrane; basolateral plasma membrane. NCBI's taxonomy places the organism in Eukaryota, Metazoa, Chordata, Actinopteri, Beloniformes, Adrianichthyidae. Gene Ontology annotation, biological process: transmembrane transport; monoatomic anion transport; monoatomic ion homeostasis. The record is from RefSeq and is a predicted model, not a curated record. The transcript has 20 exons. Gene Ontology annotation, molecular function: solute:inorganic anion antiporter activity.
GUUGCUUUCACCCUGAACAUGAGAGUGCACGGCUGUGUGGAUAAAGCAGGCUGUAGGAAAGGAUCAGUCUUGAGUCCAGGUUAAGGGGUGUUCAGGAUAAAAAAAGGAUGGGUUGAACUUUGGAAAUACUUUCUCCUCAAAAGCCUGGAGACCAUGGAAGCUAAAAGGGUCUUUCAUUUUGUCCCAUCUGAGCCUCCAUCCACCAGAAAGUCGACAAAUAAAUAUGGUUUCCAAGAAAUGGAGCUGCAGAAUGAGGAGCAGGAGGACUCACCUGCCACCAACAAGGAGCACUUUUAUGACAACAGCAUCCAGAUCUGUGUUUCAGAUGCUGAAAGUUCUGGAUUUGCGCUUCUAAACACAAAAAGAAAGUAUGUUAAGCCUAUGAACUUCGAAGAAGAAGUGCGCGCUCACAGAGACAUCGACAGCUUUCUGGCCCAGGCAAGCAUCCUUCUGGAUGAGAAGGCUUCGACUUUGGAUGAAGUCUUGAGGCGAAUGAUAGCCCACCUGGCAGAGGUGGGCUGCAGCUGUGAUGUGGAUGAGGUGAUGAAUACUCUAUUCACAGAUGAAGGAGGGAAGGAGAGUAAUGUUCACCUUCUGUCAGAGACCAUUCAGGGUGUCACUGCUACUGCCACUGGAGUUCAUUAUCAGCAAUCCUGGCUCUGUAUCCUCUCAACUGUGAAGAAUCUGCAAAGACGUCACGUUUGCAUCACCCGUUUGGACAAGCCUCAGAACUGGGGAGUCAACUGUGCUGAAGCCCGCUAUGUUAUUCUCAUUCUCGCCCCGCCUCUAACGAAAAGCACCAAAACAGCUAUUGAACUUGGCCGAACAUUUGCCACAAUGUUCUCUGACAUUUCCUUCAGAGAGAAGCUUUUAGACCCAAGAACCCAGGACGACUUCAAGCAGGAGCUUGUGACCCAGCGACACCUGCUUUCUGAAGUCAAGGCGAAUCCCAUUGUGGAGGAAGUGGAAGAGUCUGAUCCGCGGAGGGGAAAACCGCUUGAGUGCAGAGACUUCUUCAAAGCUGGCAGAGGCGUAUACAAGGACCUCCGCCGCAGACUGCCCUUAUACCCCACAGACUUCACAGAUGGCAUAACCGGGAAGGACCGCUGUCUAGUGAAGUACACCACUACUGCGAUUUUCCUCUACAUUGCCAUUCUGCUGCCUGCUAUUGCCUUUGGCUCACUGAACGAUGAAAGCACCAGGGGAGAAAUAGAUGUUCAGAAAACUAUUGUUGGCCAGAGCAUUGGGGGAGUCAUCUAUUCCCUGUUUGCUGGUUCCCCACUAGUCAUCCCUCUGACCACUGCGCCAUUGGCUAUCUUUAUAAGCGUCAUCAGAGGAAUAUGUGAUGACUACAAUCUCGACUUUGAUGCUUUUUAUGCCUGCAUUGGUUUAUGGAACAGUUUCUUUCUCAUCCUUGGAGGUUUAUUUAAUGUCAGCCUGCUGAUGAAACUCUUCAAACGCUCCACAGAAGAAGUCAUUGCAUUGUUUAUCUCCAUAGCAUUUGUUGGAGAUGCUAUUAAAGGCACCAUCAAAAUUUUUGAGCACUACUUCCAUGGGCCCAUACUGGCGACCACAAACAGCUCUGUAGUCCUGCAGCAGAUUAAUGAGAUUCUGGAAAAGGCGAAUAACCAGACGCCACUUGUGAUGGAGCAUCACAAAGGGAAUAUGUCACAACUUGAACGAGCAGAAGCACAAGUGUUGGUCUUUCUGCCUGAAACGUUGGUGAUCUGCACGAGAGAAAGGCCUAUCCUCUGUCUGCUGCUCAUGCUGGGCACUCUGUGGCUGGGUUAUGCUCUCUACCUGAUAAAGAGGAGCCCGUACCUGAAUGACAAAAUCAGAGAGGUGGUGUCUGACUGCGCUUUACCCAUCUCUGUGGUGGUAUUUUCCUUCAUCGGCUCUUACCUGUUCAUUGACAUACAGCUCCCUGUGUUUAACGUCCAUGAUGGUCCAAUCUUCAAGUAUCCUGAGUUUGAAAAGCUGUCAGGAAUGGCUGCGCUGAGCGCGGUCGGGCUGGGUUUUCUCCUUGCACUGCUAAUCUUCAUCGACCAGAACAUUGUCAUCUCUCUCACUCAUGUCCCAGAACACAAGCUGCUAAAAGGCACAACGUUCCACUGGGACUUGGUGCUGACUGGUUUCAUCAACAUCCUCAUGUCCUGUCUGGGGUUGCCAUGGAUGCACGCUGCCUUCCCACAUUCCUCCCUGCACGCCCGCCAGCUCGCCAAAGUGGAACACCACUUAGAGAACGGACAUCUCCACACAACCAUUGUCAGCGUGAAGGAGACUCGCCUGACCUCUCUGGUGGCAAACAUCCUGAUCGGCCUGUCUGCGUUCAUGCUGCCCAUUCCGCUGCAGUGGAUCCCAAAGCCCGUCCUGUACGGCCUCUUCCUGUACGUGGCGGCCACUUCGCUUGAUGGAAACCAGAUGGUUGACCGCAUGACCCUGUUGCUAAAGGAACAGACUUCAUAUCCGCCCACCCAUUACAUCCGCCGUGUGCCUCAGAGGAAAGUGCACUACUUCACUGCACUGCAGAUGAUCCAGCUCGUCAUUCUGUGUGCUUUUGGCAUGUACCCUCUGCCCUACAUGAAGAUGGUCUUUCCCCUUCUGAUGAUCCUGCUGGUCCCUGUCAGAACCGGACUGCUCCCCAGACUGAUUGAUGCCAAGUACCUGGACAUCAUGGACUCUCAGUAUAUAUAAAAGGACUGAAGAUGGAAUAAAAGAAGGGAACAGAAACACAUUCUUAAUGCAAUGUUCUUGGACUGCUAAAUUUUAUUUGGAACACAUUAAUUACUGAAAACGAUAUGCUUUUCUUUGUUUUCUGAUAAUUAUGGAUUCAUACUUGUAACUGGAUUUUUUUUUAAUUGCUACAGUCGUGCAUCGUUUUUAUUAACACUGGUAGUUUGGAGAUCACAUAUACAUGCAGAUGAGUCUGUGUCACUAAGAAUGUAAUAUACAGACACAAAGCAUUUUGUGACACGUCCUGCACUGACAGAGAAUAUCAUCAGAACACUGUUUAUGUCACAAUAAAUGGAAAAAGUUCA